UCUAUGUUGCCCGGUAACGAACGUGCUUUCAGCGGGAUCACGGAAUUUAUCCGGAAGCAACACAUUUUAAUUUCUGAUCGGCUUAACGGCUCUGGCGUUUAGUACAGAGUAAGCUAUGAACUCGGCCAGUAAUGAUCGUCCAAUAAUUGUAUAUAGCGGGACAACUUCGAGGACGUUAUCGUUAAAUACAAGGUGUGGCGUGUGAGCGUGUGAACUGGCUGAAAUGCGUGUGUCUCACGGUGAAUGCGUGAGACUUGAGAGCUCUGAUAAAGAAGUGUUUCUUCCUUGACCGACCCGCCUCACUCCAUUUGAGUGGAUGAUUCUAGCUACCAUCAUUGCCAACUGCAUCGUCCUGGCUCUGGAGCAACAUUUGCCUGAUGGGGACAAGACUCCGCUGUCUGAGCGCCUGGAUGAUACAGAGCCGUACUUCAUAGGGAUCUUCUGCUUUGAGUCUGGAAUAAAGAUCCUGGCACUUGGUUUUGCCUUCCACAAGAACUCCUACCUGAGGAAUGGGUGGAAUGUCAUGGACUUUGUGGUGGUGCUCACAGGGAUUCUGUCCACUGUGGGUUCAGAUUUCGACUUGCGGACCCUCAGGGCUGUGCGAGUAUUGAGGCCCCUCAAACUGGUGUCUGGUAUUCCCAGCUUACAGGUGGUGCUCAAAUCCAUCAUGAAGGCCAUGAUUCCUCUGCUGCAAAUUGGCCUGCUUCUUUUCUUUGCCAUCCUCAUGUUCGCCAUCAUUGGUCUGGAGUUCUACAUGGGCAAAUUCCACACAACCUGCUUUGACAAUCACACAGGUGAGAUUAAAGCAGAUUAUCCAUGUGGGACUGAGCCUUCGUCACGGGGGUGUCCAGUUGGCAGCAUGUGUAGAAAGUACUGGCUUGGACCAAACUAUGGCAUCACCCAGUUUGACAACAUCCUGUUUGCUAUCCUCACCGUCUUCCAGUGUAUCACCAUGGAGGGAUGGACUGAGCUUCUCUACCAUAGCAACGAUGCCUCAGGGAGUGCAUGGAACUGGAUGUACUUCAUCCCCCUCAUCAUCAUCGGCUCCUUCUUCAUGCUCAACCUGGUGCUGGGUGUGUUGUCCGGUGAGUUUGCCAAAGAGAGAGAGCGUGUGGAGAACAGGAGCGAGUUCCUGAAGCUCAGGAGACAGCAGCAGAUUGAAAGGGAACUCAAUGGUUAUCUGGAAUGGAUUUGCAAAGCUGAAGAGGUCAUCUUGGCAGAUGAUGACAAUGAAAAUGAAUAUGAUGGCUCCCGUAGGAGAGCCACAAAGAACCAUAAAAACAAAGCUGAGCUUCUAAACCCAGAGGAAGGGGAGGGAGAUCUGGCAGUAGGGUCACCAUUUGCCCGUGCCAGCUUGAAGAGCUCCAAGCUCGAAGGAUCAACUUUCAAGCGGCGUGAGCGACGGCUACGCUUCUUAAUCCGACACAUUGUUAAGUCCCAGGCCUUCUACUGGACCGUGCUGUGUUUGGUGGGCCUCAACACAAUGUGUGUGGCAGUAGUGCAUUACGACCAGCCAGAAGCACUUUCAGAUUUUUUAUAUUUUGCUGAAUUCACCUUCCUGGGGAUAUUCUUGACGGAGAUGUUUGUAAAGAUGUAUGGCCUGGGCAAGCAGGCCUACCUCAACUCCUCCUUCAACUGCUUUGACUGCAUUGUGAUAUGUGGUAGCAUAUUUGAAGUGCUGUGGUCCAUCAUCCAGCCGGGGACAUCGUUUGGCAUUAGUGUGUUACGAGCUCUCAGGUUAUUGAGAAUCUUCAAAGUCACCAAGUACUGGGCAUCUUUGCGUAACCUUGUUGUCUCUCUGCUCAACUCCAUGAAGUCCAUCAUCAGCUUGCUCUUCCUGCUCUUCCUCUUCAUAGUUGUCUUUGCUCUGCUGGGCAUGCAGCUCUUCGGAGGACAGUUUAAUUUUGAAACUGGCACUCCUCCGACCAACUUUGAUACUUUCCCUGCAGCAAUAAUGACAGUGUUCCAGAUCCUGACCGGUGAGGACUGGAACAUGGUGAUGUACGAUGGCAUCCAAUCUCAGGGCGGAGUCAACAAGGGCAUGGCCUUCUCUGUCUUCUUCAUCGUGCUCACGCUUUUCGGCAACUACACUCUGCUGAAUGUGUUCUUGGCUAUCGCUGUGGACAAUUUGGCCAAUGCACAGGAACUGACCAAGGAUGAACAAGAGGAAGAGGAGGCCGCCAGUCAGAAGAUCGCCCUGCAGAAAGCCAAGGAGGUGGCUGAAGUCAGCCCGCUAUCUGCUGCCAACCUCUCCAUUGCAGCGUUUGGACCCUUACCACAGCACUUCAUCAGCAACAAAGUACACAGUGAGUGUCACAACGCUACCGACCCCUUUCUGGACUGUAAGGAGCAGCAGAAGAACAACAAUAAGGGAAUCAAUAAGUCAGUGUGGGAACAACGCACCAAGGAGCUGAGGAGGCAGACUCUGGUGUCCAGUCGCGAGGCCCUCUAUAACGAGCUGGACGCUGACGAGCGCUGGAAGGCAAGGACAGGCAAUGGGGAGCAAAACAAUGUGAACUAUUCACGUCAAAUCCGUCCAGACAUGAAGACCCACCUGGAUCGACCCUUGGUGGUUGACCCCCAUGAGAACCGCAACAACAACACCAACAAGACCACUGCAAACAAUUCGGACCUCUGCUUCAGCCAGCACCAUCCUGCUGAUGAGCUCCACAGACAAACACUCCUCCACGAACAGGGUGGCCAAGUUGGAGGGGGUGGUGGAGGAGGCUCAGGUCCAAUCAGGCCUCCCAUGGAGCGGGGCGAGUCCACAGAGAGCAGGCGCAGCCGCAAAAGUGAGCACCACCACCACGCCUCUCAUAUCCGAUUAGACGCUACAGUGAUUCCUGGACCAGGCGGAGAGGAGAGGCCGCCCAGGCGCCAUCACCACACCCGGAGCGGCAGCCGAGGGGGGGGGCAGUCAGAACACCGGAAGCCCAGGUCACACCGAAAAAGCGCAGAAGAUGGUGAGGAUGGCAGGGGAGGGGCUGGAAAAACAGGGAGACAUAAAAGCAAAGGACUUGACGGUGGAGAAGGAGGAGAGCAGGAGGGAGGUGGCGAUGGCAGUGAGAGGAGGCCAAGAAGAAAUCGGCAUGGCACGGAGGGCGAGGGGAAGAGGAUGUGCCAGCACAGAAGGAAGGAAUGCAGUGUCCCUAACCUCUCUACCACCCGGCCUAUUCAAAAGAGCCUCUCCAGGCAAGACAGCCAGUACAGUGAGGACAUGGACAACCUCAUGAAUACCAAACUGGUCUCUGGCUCUACCCCACCAAGCGAUGGUGGUGAUCAAGUUACCAACCACACUGUGGCCUCUGGCUUUGGAUCUGCCCUCCAUCUUGCUAACAGUGGCACUCAUGGGAGUUUGGUCACAUUAGAUAGCUAUGGGAGCAUUGCACACCACCGUGCCAACAGUGUCAUCAGGCUGCCCCACCAUGACUACACAACUGUUGACAUGCCAAUUUUUCCAUCCACCAAUGCCAUACUGCAGGUUAAUAAGAAUGCCAACACAGAGCCACUGCCAGCGAAGGAGAAUAAGGAUGAUGAUGAUGACGAGAAGGGAGGUGAAGGAGGACCCAGGCCCAUGCCUCCCUACAGCUCCAUGUUCAUCCUGUCUACCACCAACCCGUUUCGGCGGGCGUGUCACUACAUCUGCACCUUGCGUUAUUUUGAGAUGUGUAUCCUGCUGGUCAUUGCCAUGAGCAGUAUCGCCUUGGCUGCUGAAGACCCUGUCUGGCCCGAGUCCCCUCGCAACAAUGUUCUACGUUAUUUCGACUAUGUCUUCACAGGAGUGUUCACAUUUGAGAUGCUGAUAAAGAUGGUGGAUCUAGGAUUGGUCUUGCACCAGGGCUCUUAUUUCCGGGACUUAUGGAACAUCCUUGACUUUAUAGUGGUUAGUGGUGCUCUGGUGGCCUUCGCCUUCACAGGGAGCAGUAAGGGAAAAGACAUCAGCACUAUCAAGUCUCUGCGGGUACUGAGAGUGUUAAGACCUCUGAAGACCAUUAAACGUCUUCCCAAACUCAAGGCUGUGUUUGACUGUGUGGUGAACUCUCUGAAGAAUGUGCUCAACAUCCUGAUUGUGUACUUACUGUUCAUGUUCAUCUUUGCUGUGGUGGCCGUGCAGCUCUUCAAGGGACGCUUCUUUUACUGCACUGAUGAAUCAAAAGAGUUUGAGCGCGACUGCAGGGGCGAGUAUCUGGUGUAUGAACGUGAUAACGAAGUGAAGGCGCAGAAGCGGGAGUGGAAGAAGUACGAUUUCCACUACGACAACGUGGCUUGGGCCCUACUCACCCUCUUCACCGUGUCUACCGGAGAGGGGUGGCCGCAGGUGCUGAAGCAUUCAGUGGAUGCGACUUAUGAGAACCAGGGCCCGAGCCCGGGGUACCGGAUGGAGAUGUCCAUUUUUUACGUGGUGUACUUCGUGGUCUUCCCCUUCUUCUUCGUCAACAUCUUCGUGGCUCUCAUCAUCAUCACCUUCCAGGAGCAAGGAGACAAGAUGAUGGAGGAUUACAGUUUAGAAAAGAAUGAGAGAGCUUGUAUAGACUUUGCCAUCAACGCCAGGCCCCUGACACGCCACAUGCCUCAGAACAAGCUGAGUUUCCAAUACCGAAUGUGGGAGUUUGUGGUGUCGCCGCCAUUUGAGUAUACUAUCAUGGCAAUGAUCGCGCUCAACACAGUUGUGCUGAUGAUGAAGUAUGACGAAGCUUCUGACACCUAUGAAGCUGUGUUAGCCAACCUGAACAUAGUGUUUACCUCCCUCUUCUCCAUGGAGUGUGUACUCAAGAUCAUCGCCUUUGGAGCACUGAAUUAUUUCAAAGAUGCCUGGAAUAUUUUUGACUGUGUGACAGUCCUGGGCAGCAUUACUGACAUCUUAGUUACCGAGCUUGGGGAUAAUUUCAUCAACCUAAGUUUCCUGAGGCUGUUCAGGGCAGCUCGUCUCAUCAAGCUGCUGAGACAGGGAGAAACCAUUCGCAUCUUGCUCUGGACCUUCGUUCAGUCGUUUAAGGCACUACCUUAUGUCUGCCUCCUCAUUGCCAUGCUGUUCUUCAUUUACGCCAUCAUUGGGAUGCAGCUUUUUGGGAAUAUUGCUCUGGACGAAGAAUCAGACAGUGCCAUCAACCAGCACAACAACUUCCAGACUUUCGUACAGGCUCUCAUGCUUCUCUUCAGGAGUGCCACGGGAGAGGCAUGGCACGAUAUCAUGCUGGCCUGUCUGGGGGGUAAGGUGUGUGACCCCUUGUCAGGGAAUCCAGACCCAGAGUGUGGCAGCCAGUUUGCCUACCUCUACUUUGUCUCCUUCAUCUUCUUCUGUUCAUUCUUGAUGCUGAAUCUGUUUGUUGCCGUCAUUAUGGACAACUUUGAGUACCUGACUAGAGAUUCAUCCAUACUGGGACCUCACCACCUGGAUGAGUAUGUCAGGAUAUGGGCGGAGUAUGAUCCUGCUGCCUGUGGCAGGAUCAGAUGCAGGGAAAUGUAUGACAUGCUGAGGCACAUGUGUCCUCCACUAGGCCUCGGGAAGAGGUGUCCAGCACGGGUGGCCUACAAGAGACUGCUCCGUAUGGAUCUGCCUGUGGCCGACGACAACACGGUCCACUUCAACUCCACUCUCAUGGCGUUGAUCCGCACCGCGCUGGACAUCAAGAUUGCCAAGGGUACGGAAGGUGGCAUUGACAAGCACCAGAUGGAUGCAGAGCUGAGGAAAGAGAUGAUGGCGAUCUGGCCCAACCUCUCCCAGAAAACUCUGGAUUUGCUGGUUACGCCACACAAGUCGACAGACCUGACAGUGGGGAAAAUCUACGCUGCUAUGAUGAUCAUGGAGUACUACCGGCAGAGCAAGAUCAAGCGCUCACAGGCUCUUCGGGAUGAGCAGAAUCGAACGCCAUUACUGUUUCAGCGCGUGGAGCCACCUUCCCCCACCCAGGAUGGGGGUCCGGGACUUAACAACGCACUCCCUCCACCUGAGACAACAGAGACUGUCAACAACCUGCCAGUGGAGGGGGGGGUCCCGGAGAGCCAUUCAUGGGUGACAGCUCGUGCUCAGGAGAUGUCCCAGAAGGCCGGCAGCUGGAGCCCUGAGGGUCACCCUGAGGAUGGCCUGGGAAGCAUGACCAACUCUCAGACGGUAGAGAUGAGAGAGAUGGGGCAGGAUGGUUACUCGGAUACUGAGCACUUUCCACCAAUGGAAGGCCAUGGCAGGGCCGCUUCCAUGCCCCGCCUCCCAGGCGACAACCAAACCAUCAGUGACAGCAGUCCCAUGAAACGCUCGGCCUCGUCGCUGGGCCACAGCAGGUCCGGGCGUGGGCACAGAGACAAGGGAGGGGCAGACGACUACAAUAUGGAGCGUGUAAUACCCGAGGAAGGGAGAACUUCCAGACAUGGACACCGGCGAAAAGACCGGAGUCACCGGGCGUCUGAGAGGUCCCUCUGUCGCUACGCCGAGGCUGACACAGGCCUGGGCACAGACUUGAGCACAACCACCCAGUCCGGAGACCUCACAUCCAAAGACAAGGAUCGUGACCGAGAUCGCGGCCGGUCCAAAGACCGUAAGCACCACCACCAUCAUCACCACCACCACGGCUCUGUGGACAAGGAGCGCUACGUAGCAGAGCGAGGGGGCGAGUACGGGCACAGGCACUCCCGUGACAGAGAGCAUGACCGGGAGAGGGAGCGGGAAAGGGACCGGCGCUGGUCACGAUCGCCCAGCGAGGGUCGCGAGUGCAUGACACACAGACAGGGCAGUAGUUCGGUCAGCGGAAGUCCUGUCCCCUCAACAUCGGGGACCAGUACGCCACGUCGAGGCCGUCGUCAGUUGCCUCAGACCCCCGCAACACCUCGACCCCAUGUUACCUACUCCCCUGUGGUUCGUAAGGCUAUGCCCACACCACCAGGGGGGCCACAGGGCCGACCACCAGCCCCAGCCCCCCGUCGCUUUUCUCCUGAGCCUCCCCAAGGCCAGGGCCCUCCCCCCGUUGUACUCCCACCAGCCCAUCAUGGCACAUCCCGCCAGGGUCAUCAUCCCCCACCUCGCUGGGGAGACACAGGUGGAGGAGGUGGCUCUGUGGAAGGGGAUAGCUGUUUCUACAACCAGGACUACCAGGACUAUGAGCCCCACCAUGAACCACCUGCCUAUGAGCAGAGCUCCAUGCAGGGUGGAAACCCCCACCCCCACAAUCUGGCCAACCACCCACUGCCGCCUCCUCCACAACCACAGCCACAUAACCCCCAUCCCCUCCCUCCACCCCAGCCCCACCCUGUAAACAACCCCCACCCUCAUCCACCGUCACACCCACAACCCAGUCGCACCUCACCUAGGACUGUCCACCAUGCGCCCCCUCCCACGACCGCCCUGACUGGGCCUGUACAGGGCCAGAUGCAGCCUGCUGCCCAGCGCCGACUGCCCAAUGGCUACCGUUCUUCAUCACCUUCCACACAUCUACAUGGACCCCCACAUACUGGGCCUCACAAGGUCCCCCCUCCAGCUGGGCAUCCUAGGGGUCCCCGCAAGGGCCUGCAUGAACCCUACAGCGAGACGGAGGAUGACGACUGGUGCUAGCCUCUGGGGAUGGGGGAGGGGCGUAAGGAAGAAAAAGAAUUGAUAGAUGGACCGAAAGAUGAAAAUAGAAAGCUCUGACCUAGAGCACAGACUGCCAAGGGAAACCGUGAUUCUUUCUUUCUCAUCUGUUCAAUUUUUCCCUCUCCUCCAACUGCUUGCCAUGUCCCAGGGACGGUGGGCUAGAUGAAGGGGCAGGUGUCAGGACAAAGGGAUGGAACAAAAAUGCGGAGGCCACGUUACUCUCGCAUUGUUGUUUCAUUCAUCUCUUGAUGCCAAAAACCCGACCUCAAACUGCAGUUUUUAAGGAUACAAGUAGGAGGGGUGAUGGACACUUGUCUUUGUGUGUCUUAAAUUAUGCCUCUGGCACCGAGCUACAGCCACUUACAAGAUGUCAAGAGUUGCGACUCGACAAAAGACAUUUUACAGUCAGAGACAAAAGAAUGACCACUGUUUUUUUUUUGUUUUUUUGCUUCUCAAAGCUAACUUCAGUUAAGUUAGCCUCAAAAAGAAUCAAAUCCAACCCUCCCAACCACCAGUUGAAUAUUGAUGAGUUUUAUCAUCUGUGUUUUUAAAUAAAAACAAAACUGACAAUGAGCCCUCCACCUAUAUGAGGUGAGAAGGCUAAGUGGGUGGGAGAGUUGGGGAGUGUUGCACGGGAUUGACAAGUCCCUCUGUCAAAAUCUAGAGCACAGGAUGGGUGAGUUGGGGAUGUUUACCCCGUCCCUGGAGAACACCCUCCUCCCAGAAACGAACAAUUGAACCGACCUCAACCUAUGGCCUAUGAGAGAAGAAAAACAAAAAAGUGGAGAUGGGUUUCAGAAACAAAAAAACAAACCAGUAACUGUUUUCUGCAGUAUUUCUUCUUCUAUUCCUGCUUCUUCUUCCUCCUUCUCUUCUACUUGUUCAAAACAUUGAAGCUUGAAUCUUCUGUUGCACCCCACACAGCUUCGUUUUUUAGACUUGCGGAGUUGUACACCCUGUGGAAUCCUGCAUGAAUGAUACAAAAAAUAAUAAUAAUAGCAACAAUGAGAAACUACUGUAUGCGGGGGGAAGUUUUACUUGAUCAUUUCUGUUGUGGUCUUUAUGGUUUCUCUCUUUUUUAGUAAAAAUGCCUUUCUGUUUCUCUUUCUCUCUCUCCUCUGUAUGACAUUCCUCUCUCUGCACCUUCAUUUACACUAAAAUCAAGUGACAGAAGGCUAUAGGGAUUUAUAUCUAGAAGGAACAACAUGAUUAGUUUUUGCCUGCUUGUCUGCAUUUUCUGUGCCAGAUGCCUGCCACCGAUACAGCUGGAAUUGCACAUCGUUUUUGUGGAAGUAACUUUUUGUAACUAAGGUGAUAAUCCUUAAAUGAUAUACUGGGAAGCAGGGUAAAGUGGAUAGAAGACGUGGAUGUCCGUAUUGGUAAAUAAAUCCGACAAAUCAGUAACGUCUCUAAGUCUUCCAGGGUUUGGGGUUAAAACAGACACCAGAGAGAAAGAGACCAAUAAGAAAGUUGGAGAAAGGAGAGAAACUCUUCAUCUUUGUUUUCUUCGUUCUUGAGUGUAAUAACAGAUAAACAGAUGAUAUAAUAACUUAUAAUGAUCAUGAUGAUCGUGAUAAUGAGACAGAUUCUCCAUGUUUGGUCUUCUAUUCUGUUCUCUAUGUUUUGCUGAGCUCAGCUAAUCAUUUUUCCAACCCUGAGGUGGAGCUCUAAAACACAGUUGCAUUAUGGGAGAGUGAUUCUGUAGGAGGGUAAACACAAGACAGAUUAGCUAAAGCAGUCCUUAGAAUUUAGACAGUUGGUGAAUUUGAUUGAAAUUCGAUUGACACAAACAUUGGUCAAAUGCAGCAGUUCCUUACAGGUUCUUACAUUGAAUUGGAUGAGUCUUCUCUCCUGCAGAUGCUGAAACAGAGUUCCACCGCCACUUGUGACCUUCUGGUGGCGCUGUAUGACAAACAAUGUCCCUCUAGUUUUUGUACGGCUCCCUUUACUUCACUUCUGAAUUCAGAGUUGUCAUACAGUUUAGCUCGUUCUCUCGCUUAGACCACCUUGUCUGUGUUCACCACGCGUAAACACAGGUGACUGAAUUGCACAGUCGCACAGUUCAGAUGGGUUGGAGAAAAGAUGUCUGGGCCUUGUCAUGGUCCUGGAAAAACAUCUGUGUUCUGUGUGUGCACUCGUAGAUAUAUCUUUCAAUUUCUUUCUGUGUGUUUCUCUGUGUGCCUCAAACUAACACCUGUCACUAACGCACACCACUGUCAGCCCCAGCAUUAUGUUUUUUUUAUUUAUUUGACCUACGUUUUAACCUGGAGGCCUAUCACAUGUUGACAAGAGAAUGCACCGAAAAAAUAGAAAAGAAAAAAAAACUGCCUAUUAGUGUCUUUCCAACCUCAGUGGAAUGUCACAGACAAGUUUUUCACAUCAAUACACUUAAAAUCAGAAAGCACACUAGGUAUGUAGCUCCUGGUUGUGGUGUGUGUAACUGGGUUUUUGCGUGUGUGUGUGUGUGUGUGUGUAUGUAUGUACAUGGGUGAGUGUGUUUCUGAUAAAUGUUUGUUUCUAUGCUUGCUUUGCUUUCUAUUCUUUGUCUCCAGAAAUCAUUUUCAAAUCUUAAAAUGUUUUUGGUCAAAUCAUUGUUAACAAUCUUCAACUCUGCGCGUUUGUGUGUGUGUGUGAUGCCAGUAACCCCCUGAAUGAAACAUGCAAAGCCCCGAACAUUCACCAUCCAUCUUUGUGUCUAUGCUGCAGUGAAGUCCACUAACACGCUGAUUAACUACACAAAGUCUUCAAAAAGCAAUGUAAAGCCGCUACUGAGGAGAAAAAAAACAACUUUUUUUUUAAGUACAAAAGAUUAAAAAAAGGAAAAAAUAUCUAGUUCCAGAAAUGCAUGUGCUAUGUGCAUGCCACACCGUGGGUUAACAGUCAUCUUCAGGACAUAAAAGAAAAAGCAGAUUAAUGAAUUCAGAGGAAUAAAAAAAAGAUAUAUAGAUAGAUGUUUUUAAAAAGCAACGUUUCCUUUUUUUCCUUCUAUUUUUGAGAACAAAAAAGGUAAAAAAAAAUACAACAAAAAAAUGUCUAAAGAAUAAAAACACAAAAGAGACUUUGGUGAGAGUCAGUCUCGUUUGUUUCUUCUGUUACAUGAGGUUGAGGCACAACACAACCAUGUUCAGGACACCACAAAAAAGAACUGUUUUUAACAAAGAAAAAAUAUAUAUACGUACAAAGAAAAGAAAGUACAGUUCAGAAGAUGGUGUAUUCUCCCUUCUACUUUUUUUGUGGGGGUCAGGGGGUGCAGAAGCUAGCCAAAUCUGAUGUUGUACUCAUUACAACUGGCUGUGCAAUCUUUGACCUCCCACUCACUCCCUCUUUUUUCCCUCUCUCUAACUCCGUCUCUCACUCUUAUCUGUCGCACUCUCAACCUGUCUCACUGCUAUUUCUACCAGUGCAUUUUGUAAUUCCAAACAAAACUCUUCCUAAAGAAUAAAAUCCAGAGAGAAUGCA
Molecule: messenger RNA, 11023 nt
Organism: Micropterus dolomieu (smallmouth bass)
Lineage: Eukaryota; Metazoa; Chordata; Actinopteri; Centrarchiformes; Centrarchidae
Gene: cacna1aa
Product: calcium channel, voltage-dependent, P/Q type, alpha 1A subunit, a
Exons: 49
Coding region: 317-7543 (2408 amino acids)
Biological process (GO): calcium ion import across plasma membrane; chemical synaptic transmission
Cellular component (GO): voltage-gated calcium channel complex; neuronal cell body; membrane
Molecular function (GO): high voltage-gated calcium channel activity
Source: RefSeq, a predicted model, not a curated record